Rhododendron vialii is the source of this 2377-nucleotide messenger RNA. Its product is annotated as cysteine-rich receptor-like protein kinase 3. NCBI's taxonomy places the organism in Eukaryota, Viridiplantae, Streptophyta, Magnoliopsida, Ericales, Ericaceae. Bases 125 to 2071 code for a protein of 648 amino acids. Gene Ontology annotation, molecular function: ATP binding; protein kinase activity. The transcript is spliced from 8 exons. The record is from RefSeq and is a predicted model, not a curated record. Gene Ontology annotation, biological process: protein phosphorylation.
AUCAAAAACUCUCUCUCUCUCUCUCUCUCUCUCUCUCUCUCUCUCUCCACCCUUAUCAACAAAGAACUCAUAUUAAACCAAAAGCUACUCAUAUGCUCAAACCCACUCCAAUUCUUCCACACCUAUGGCCUUUCCACUUCUGUUCACACUAAUACUACUCCUCUCCUUACGUACGAGACUCUCUCUAGCCGAUCCAAGAGCCACAGAGGCAGCUCUAAUCUGCACCAACACCAGCGCGGCGCCGUCCGCCCGGCAAGUCUUCGUGGAAAACUUCUUGGCAGCCAUCGACACCUUGACCCCUCAGGUCGCCGACCGAGGCUACGGCGGCGCCGUCAAUGGGUCCGGUAACACGACCGUCUACGCCUUCGGCGAGUGCAUGAAGGACUUGUCGAGAAACGAUUGUGAUCAGUGUUUUGCCCAAAGCAAGACCCAGAUCCUGAGGUGUUUGCCGUUCCAGAGGUUGAUUCGCGGUGGGAGGCUUUUCUACGAUGGGUGUUAUAUCAGGUACGAUGAUUACAUGUUCUUCAAUGAGAGUUUGAGUGCGGUGAAUAGGACUGUUUGUGGGAGAGUUGAUUUUGGUGGGAAUAAGACUUUGUUUGGGGAAAAUGUUGUUGAUUUGGUGAGGAAUUUGAGUGUUGAAGCUCAAAACAAUGAUGGGUUUUUUGUGGGUUCUGUGACUACUGGGAAUUUAUCUGUCUAUGGCUUGGCUCAGUGUUGGGAAUUUGUGAAUGGGAGUGGUUGUGGGGACUGUUUGGCAAAUGCGGUUUCCCGGAUUGGGUCAUGCCUCUCUAUGGAAGAGGGAAGGGUUUUGAAUUCUGGUUGCUAUAUGAGGUAUUCUACAUCUAAGUUCUACAAUAAUUCUUCGACCGAUAACCCGCCAGGAAAAGGAGGUGGCAAUCGCUUAGCUGUUAUUCUGGCCGCAACAUCAGCUGGUGUAGCUUUUCUGCUGAUUGCAGCAACAAUAUCUUUCUUUGCGCGAAAGAAACGUGUGAAGAAGAGGAGAGAAAGGAAGCAAUUGGGUGCUCUGUUGGUCUCUGUUAACAAGUCGAAACUCAAUUUUUCAUACGAAACACUUGAACGCGCCACAAACUACUUUGACAAUUCCAACAAGCUUGGUCAAGGAGGAUCUGGUUCAGUUUACAAAGGGAUUUUGCCCGAUGGACAAGUCGUUGCAGUUAAGAGGCUUUUCUUCAAUACAAGACAAUGGGUGGAUCAUUUCUUCAAUGAAGUCAAUCUGAUAAGCGGAAUCCACCACAAAAAUCUUGUAAAGCUGUUGGGAUGCAGCAUUACAGGCCCCGAAAGCCUUCUUGUUUAUGAAUUCGUUGCAAAUCAAAGCGUUCAUGACCACCUCUUCGUUAAGAAAGAUGUUCAGCAGCCACUAACAUGGGAAGAGAGGUACAAGAUUAUACUGGGUACAGCUGAGGGCCUGGCCUAUCUUCACGAGGAAUCGAACGUGAGAAUCAUACACAGAGAUAUAAAGUUGAGCAAUGUCCUUCUUGACGACGACUUCUCUCCAAAAAUUGCUGAUUUUGGGCUUGCUCGGUUGUUUCCAGAAGAUAAGACCCAUAUCAGCACUGCCAUUGCCGGCACACUAGGUUACAUGGCUCCUGAGUACAUAGUCCGUGGCAAAUUGACCGAAAAGGCAGAUGUAUAUAGCUUUGGUGUUCUUGUGAUGGAAGUUGUCUCUGGGAAGAAGAACAUCUCAUUCUCUCAGAAUGCACACUCUAUCCUACAAAUGGUGUGGAACCUCUACGGAUUGGGAACGCUAUGUGAAGCAGUUGAUCCAUCGCUGCAAGGUAAGUUUGAGGAAGAAGAGGCCCGUAAAUUACUUCAAAUCGGUCUACUUUGCGUACAAGCCUCUGCAGAACUCCGUCCAUCUAUGUCUAUGGUAGUGAAAAUGCUGAAGGAUAACCACGAGAUUCCUCAGCCGACACAGCCACCAUUUCUGACUGCUGCUAGCGCGGAGUCAAGUCAAUGUGCUCAAUCGAGAACCAGUCACUCUCAGCCUGAGUCUAACAACACCCAUUCUUCAGGAAAUAACAUUUCAGAAAGCAUCAUUGAGCCCAGAUAAUACUCUUUUCUUCUUACUUAUUUUGUUUACAGGAUUUUGUUUGGUUGAAUACCCAGAAUACACAUUUAUGAGAAUAUAUUUCCCCGUCUUACCAUUCUUUGAGUUUGUUUUUCUUUAAGGAUUUUUUUUUUUUUUUGUUUGGGGGGGUGUGGUGUAUACGAUAAUUUGUAAGGAUCCGAGUUAAUGUUUUUUUUGUAAAUUACGUGUACAGCUGAUUAAAAUUCUUUGACGGUGAUUAGAAGUUAGGUUCUUCUGUACAGGCAGAUGCAAGAAGCUUUGUGGAUUUUAUAAACCAUUUUUUCUUUG